This is a messenger RNA of Anguilla rostrata (American eel), 2825 nucleotides long. Its product is annotated as G-protein coupled receptor 22-like. Gene Ontology annotation, biological process: G protein-coupled receptor signaling pathway; cellular response to hormone stimulus. Gene Ontology annotation, cellular component: plasma membrane. Gene Ontology annotation, molecular function: peptide binding; G protein-coupled receptor activity. The transcript has 2 exons. The record is from RefSeq and is a predicted model, not a curated record. The coding region runs from base 1314 to 2792 and encodes 492 amino acids. NCBI's taxonomy places the organism in Eukaryota, Metazoa, Chordata, Actinopteri, Anguilliformes, Anguillidae.
CACAAAAAAUGCAUAAUUAAGAAAAAUGAACAGCUUGUUAAAAUUCUGGGAUUGCAAUUGGGGUUGGAAUGAAAACCAGUAUACACAGGGGAGCCCAGGAGCGAGGUUGGGAACCACUACUCUUAUGCCUUAUUCACCUAGAUGGGAAUAUUAUCUUUUGUAUCGCUAUGCAUCAGAGGCAUUUAUUUGCUUGCAGUCAUUAUCAAUGCUUUUCAGUGCUGCUGUGUGGGUAGCUAGUUUUAGUGACUGUGGGGAAAAGACAAUUUGACAAGUUUUGUAGUACAGUAUCCUCAUUAGUAAAGCUCCUUAUUUUACAACACAAUACUGAGCUGACCAGGUCCAUAUUGUGAUGUUGGAUUGGUUGCUAAUAAUUACCAAUGGUCAGUUACAUCUCUGAUGAAUCAUGUAGGUAGGUGGAGUGGCAAAGAAGUCCAUGAAAUAGAGAUAGAUCUUCUAGGGUAGUGGCUCCCAACCUUGAUCCUGUGCAUGCAGGAUUUUGUUCCAACCAUAGUUGCAAUCUCAUAAUUUUAACAAGCUGUACAUGUUUCUUAUUUAUCUGCUUUUUAAGUCUAGGGGCAUUACUUACCCUCUUAAGCAACAUUAUGUCAGAAAUAGUUAAGCAUUCCAUGAAGAAUCGCAGACUGAUGUUCAUGUUGUGCUUAUUAUGCUGCAUUGCAAACAGUUACAUAAAAAGAGGUAACAAAAUUGUUUAACUGAUCAAAUUAAAGACUGAGGUGAAUCAAUAAGGCUCCUAAUUAGUGAAAGUGAGGACAUAUGAGCACUAAAAUCAACAAUUUGCAAUAAGGAACCACAUCUGCAUUGUUUUUAUAAGUUUAAGGAAAAAAUUCUGAAUGAACUGAAACACAUCUGUUGAACUGCCUAAUUGGGAGCCCAUUGAUUCAAAUAAAUAAAUAAUUCCUCUAAGCAUGAAAAGCACCUAAUUAAGAAAAAUCCUUGCAUCCCUGGUUGGAACAAAAACCAGCAUACACAGCGGGUCCCCAGGACCAAGAUUAGCCACUGUUCUAGGGUUCAAGAUUAGUAAGUAGUAAGAGCUGGAUCUAAAGAGCUGGGGUGCUCACUGUCCACCAGGGGGUGCUUAUUCAGCAAGAGAAUUCUCAUCUCCAGGUGCCUGUCAGGAGAAAGAAGCAAGUACUUUUAACUCAAGAGAAAUUGUGGAGCCAUCAAAGACCUGUCCGACAUCUCACCUCACAGGUCCUGCAGCUUGUAAGCUGGAGAAGGCGUGGACAUGGGAGCAGACCAUGGGGGGGUGUGACGGUAAGGGUUGCUAUGCAUGAGGAAAACCAGAGGGUGCCAUGGAGACAGACAGCUUCAGCCAUCGCCUGGAGACCAGUGAUGGGGCAGGCGGGGCAGAGGUGGGAGCUGGCCUAGGGGGGCUGGGGGUCCCAGAUGGAGCAGGCACGGACUCUGGGUGGUACCUGCCAUACCCAAUCAGCUUCCAGGUGUCCCUGACCAGCUUCCUCAUGCUGGAGCUGGUGCUGGGCUUCAGCAGUAACCUGACCGUGCUGGUGCUCUACUGCGCCCAGUCCAACCUGGUCGACUCGGUCAGCAACAUGGUGACGGUCAACCUGCACGUGCUGGACAUCAUCGUGUGCGUGCUGUGCCUGCCGCUGACCGUGGUCAUCAUCCUGCUGCCCGUCAACCGCAACCUGGCGCUGCUGUGCUGCUUCCACGAGGCCUGCGUCACCUUCAGCAGCAUCGCCACCGCCGUCAACGUGCUGGUGAUCAGCGUGGACCGUUACGACAUCUCGGUGCGGCCAGCCAACCGGCUGCUGACCCCGCGGCGCGCCGCGCUGCUGUUGGCCGCCGUCUGGGCCAUCUCAUUGGCUGUCUUCUUCAUCCCGUUCCUGGAGGUGGAGUUCUUCUCCGGGCUGGAGGGGGGGCCGGGCGACCCCUCCCUGGCGGCCGUAUGGCGCAACCGGACGCUGUUGUGUGUGGGGGGGCAGGGCGACCUCACGGGGCUCCCCAUGUACUACCACCUGCUCCUGCAGGUGCCUGCCUUCUUCACGGCCGUGGUGGUCAUGCUGUUCACCUACUCCAAGAUCCUGCGGGCCCUCAACAUCCGCAUCGGCUCCCACCUGAAGAAGGGCCCGCGCUUCAAGGGCCAGGGCUGCAGGGGGCGCCGCAGGAAGCGCAAAAUGAACGGCGCAGGAGCAGCCGGGGAGGAAGGGGAGCUGAUCAAACCCCUCUCUCAACCUCCCCUCAUCCCCUCGCCCACUCCCACCCCCACCCCCACUGCGACCUCACCCCCACCCUUGUCCUCCGCCCCUCUGAUCGCGGCCGACGGCGGCACCGCCCCGGCCCCGCCCCCACCCACGGUGGGGGUCCAGGCGUCGGUGUCGGCCAUCAUUGCGCUGCGGCGGGCCGUACGGAGGCACCGGGACCGGCGGGAGAGGCAGCGCCGCGUCUUCAAGAUGUCGCUCAUCAUCAUCUCCACCUUCCUGGGCUGCUGGGCGCCCAUCUCCGUGGCGAACGUGCUGAUCCUCAGCCUGGGCCCCAGCGACUGGCUGGUGAGGCUGCGGCUCUGCUUCCUGGCGCUGGCGUACGGCACCACCGUCUUCCACCCGCUGCUCUACGCCUUCGCCCGGCAGAAGCUGCGCCGCGCGCUCCGGAGCAAGGUGAAGAAGCGCGUGGUGUCGCUGCUGCAGGUGGACCCGGCGCCCAGCGGCACCGUCAUACACAACUCCUGGGUGGAGCCGCGCAAAGGCCGCAAAGCCCGCCAGGAGGGCAGCGACGGCACGGACCGCUGCCUCACGGAGGCCGUGCGAGAGUGAGGGGGAGAGAGAGAGAGAGAGAGAGAGAGAGAG